Cercospora beticola is the source of this 856-nucleotide messenger RNA. The record is from RefSeq and is a predicted model, not a curated record. NCBI's taxonomy places the organism in Eukaryota, Fungi, Ascomycota, Dothideomycetes, Mycosphaerellales, Mycosphaerellaceae.
CAUUACCAACAACUCUUCAUGUGAGACGACCCGCUCCCUGUCCUUGCGCGCGCCCUCAAUUCAAGCUGGGCUGAUUCGCGUCGACGACAAAUCAAUACACCCAGAAUCGUGUUUGCGCGCGCCAGCUUUGGCAGCGCAGCACGCAGGCAGUCAUGUCUUUAAACAGCUACCUCAACAAGCGCUAGCCCUACAUCCAAACCCUUGCAGAAUCGCAAAAGCCUAGACCGAACCACUUUCUAACAAUUCUACCUUCUUUCUUCUCAAACAGAAAAAGUCUGCCUCAUCCUCGUCGACGGCCGCUGUAUGGUCGGCAAUCUCAUCUCAUGCGAUCAAGUCACGAAUCUGGCACUGGAGAAUUGCGUCGAACGAAUUAUUAAGAGCCCCGAUGACGAUGAGGAAAGUGAAGAGGAGGCUAGAGGGCUGUUUAUGGUGAGAGGGGAUAAUGUGGUGGUUUGUGGAUUGGUGGAUGAGGAGUUGGAUGGGAAGAUUGAUUGGACCAAGGUUAAGGGGAGUGAGAUUGGGGGGACGAAACAUGUAUAAAUGGAAGGGGGAAAGGAACGAGAGACAUAAGGGCGAAGAGUGCUAGAGACGCUGUGUGGGAAGUUGAAUGACUGGAAGGUCUGCGUAGAGAUGAUUUGGACAAGUCUGAAGCAGGACUAAGCGCGCAGGCACGAGAUGCCUUACAGCACUGGGAAACUGCUCGCAUAUCGCAAAGACAUGAGGUCGAAAGCGAAGAAAUCGAUUCAAUCCUCCACACCUGACUACCCGGAGCUUGAAGAAUUCUAAUGCGCUGACCCUUCUCUCGUAGUGAUCAUCUUUCAGAACGGCGCAACCUUGAUCUUUACUGCUUCUGAGC